This is a messenger RNA of Alosa sapidissima (American shad), 1674 nucleotides long. It is a transcript of the gene hgh1, whose product is annotated as HGH1 homolog (S. cerevisiae). Bases 320 to 1483 code for a protein of 387 amino acids. NCBI's taxonomy places the organism in Eukaryota, Metazoa, Chordata, Actinopteri, Clupeiformes, Clupeidae. The record is from RefSeq and is a predicted model, not a curated record. The transcript has 7 exons.
GCAACGAUUUGUUCUAAAUCAACAUUUCAGGGAGAAUGCAGCAAUACGCUAAACACACACAUUCUCCUAUUUUUUUUUUUAUUUCAAUCUGAAAUCAGCAGAGACAACGCGGAAAUUGUUCCAGUCAGUGUAAUUCAAUUGGUCAACACGCAUGUCACUCCAAAAACACGGAACUGCGUAAUGAUACUUUUCGCAUGCUCUGCACAGCGUGGAUCGGAGGACAGCAAGAAGGGAAUCUUGUGUGAAGAUUGUUUUCCUUUGGAGAAGGGAAUCUUGUGUGAAGUUGUGCCUUGAGAGAACUCGCCUAAUUGUGGCCAAGAUGCUAGAUGACAGCGAGGCCAAGGAACUCCUGGGGUUUUUGACAUUAGAGAUGAGAGCUGAUGUUAAAAGUCAGGCUACCGAAUAUAUCUUGGGUCUCACAGCAAACAGGGAUGGCUGCCGCUACCUCAGGACCAAACCAGACUUUCUCAAAGCGCUCCUCACAUUAACAGUGGAUAAGUCAUUGGCCAUAGCCAAGGACUGCUACCAUGCUCUUGUCAACCUUUCAGCUGACGAGACACUGCAUGAGCCAUUGGUGAAAGAGGCAGAUAUUUUACCCACGCUUUUCCAAAACCUGCUUGAUCCAGGAUACAUGCUCUCAGACCGUAUCUGCACCAUCCUCACCAACCUCUCCCGACACGAGAAGACGUGUAAACAGAUGUUCCGGUUUCUGCAGGAGCAAGACAUUGGCCUGGCCAAAAUAGUGGAGAUCUUCUGCACAGAGGGGUUCAACAAGUCGGCCUCUCUGCAUUAUCUGGGCCCCCUCCUGUCUAACCUGACUCAGCUGCCUGAAACCAGGCAGUUCAUCCUGGACAAGGAAAGGUGUGUGGUCCAGAGGCUGCUUCCCUACACUCAGUAUGAAGAAUCAACAGUUCGUCGUGGUGGAGUCGUAGGCACACUGAGAAACUGUUGCUUUGAUUACAUACACCAUGAGUGGUUACUCAGCGAUGAAGUGGACAUACUGCCCUUUCUGCUGCUGCCGUUGGCUGGGCCUGAAGAGCUGUCUGAGGAAGAGAACGAAGGGUUGCCAAUAGACUUGCAGUACCUGCCAGAGGACAAGAGGAGAGAAGAGGAUCCAGACAUUCGGAAGAUGCUCGUCGAAACCCUGAUGCUUCUGACUGCAACAAAGGGAGGGAGGCAGAUUCUUAAGAACAAGAACGUCUACCCCAUCAUGAGGGAGUACCACACAUGGGAGAAGGAACCUCAAAAUGAAGCAGCCAUCGAGAAACUUAUCCAGGUGCUUAUUGGCGAUGAACCAGAGAGUGGGAUGGAGAACCUGAUGGAGGUGGAGAUCCCUGAAGACGUGGAGAAGAAAUUCGAGGAACUGGAUGCCAAGGAACAAGAGCAGAUUGAAAAAGAGCAUCAGGAACUUAAAGCAGAGGCAGAAAAGAACAAGCCCAAAAGCGAAGCUUCAGAAGGACCGCAGAGAUCGAAUUUAUCCUAAAUAUUGCAUCAAGAAUCAGUUGUAUGACAAAGUAUGACAAACUAUGAUAACAGUUGUUUUGAUGAACUGUGGAAUAUUCGUUUGUCUAAAGAUGACACAUCAUGGACACUUUUAAUGGUAUGUAACGGCAGACCGGAAACCAGAGGUUAAGUAAAAUAAUGUAUUUUCUAAAUACAAACUGUCCUCUUGUA